AACACGGAAGCAACAUGGCGUCAGACAGCGACAGCACCAAGCGGCAAAGAUCUGCAGAGCAAAGACUGAGAAUCAUAGCAGGUCACCUACAGAAACCAGACACCGAUGGACACACGGGGAUUGCUGCACAAGGCUGUAAGGCUGAGACGGCCCAGCCGAAAUCUGUCAAGGCUAAUACGUUGCCUCAGAGAAGGCAGGAGGUUUUGAAAUGGAACGGAUGGGGCUACAGUGAUUCCCGAUUCCUCUUGAAUAAGAAGGGCCAAGCAGAGUUCACAGGCAAAAGGUAUCCACUGAGUGGUAUGAUCCUGCCCAGUUUAAAAAAUUGGUUUGAAGGAACCUUUGGAGCCAGUGAGCAGCACAGAUCUCCAGCUGUUCCUGUGCUGAAUGCCAGUGCCGUGCCUGUGCCCAAUCUGAACCAGGCCUUUAUGGAAGAGCUCAAAGCCCUGGGCGUCACUCUCUCUCAGGAGCCGGACGACCGGGUCUUCCGCAGUCAUGGGCAUUGUCUACAUGAAAUCUUUGCUCUCCGAGAGGGUAGGAUUGGAAAAGUCCCGGAUUUGGUGGUAUGGCCAAGUUGCCAUGACGACGUGGUGAAGAUUGUGGAGUUGGCGUGCAAGCACGAUGUCUGUCUGAUACCGUUCGGAGGAGGGACGAGUGUGUCCGGUGCUCUAGAGUGCCCCCCAGAGGAGACACGCUCCAUUGUCUCCUUAGACACAUCUCAAAUGAACCGUAUAUUGUGGAUUGAUGAGAAGAACCUCAUGGCCCAUGUGGAAUGUGGCAUCAUUGGACAGGACCUAGAGAAACAGUUGAAUGAGAGAGGUUACUGUGUAGGUCAUGAACCAGACUCCAUGGAGUUCAGUUCUCUGGGAGGAUGGGUCGCCACCCGAGCCUCUGGCAUCAAGAAGAACGGUUAUGGAAACAUUGAAGACCUGGUUGUCCAUAUUAGGAUGGUGAGUCCGCGGGGUGUGAUUGAGAAGGGCUGUCAGGGACCACGCAUGUCCACGGGACCCGAUAUUCACCACUUCAUCCUGGGCUCAGAGGGUACUUUGGGUGUCGUUACCGAGGUAACGAUCAAGAUUCGCCCCAUUCCGGAGUACCAGAAAUACGGCUCCAUCGUCUUUCCAACCUUCCAGCAGGGCGUGGCCUGCCUGAGAGAGGUAGCCAGACAGAGAUGUGCGCCUGCAUCUAUUCGUUUGGUGGACAAUGACCAGUUUCAGUUUGGCCACGCUCUCAAACCCCAAGUCUCCUCCAUAUUCACCUCUUUCCUGGAGAGAUUGAAAAAGUUCUACAUCACAAAGUUCAAAGGCUUUGAUCCCCAGCACUUGUGUGUUGCCACCCUGCUGUUUGAGGGAGAUCGUGAAAAAGUCCUGCAGCACGAGAAGCAGGUUUACGACAUCGCCGCCACGUUCGGUGGACUGCCGGGGGGAGAGGACAACGGUCACAGGGGCUACAUGCUAACGUUUGUCAUCGCGUAUCUCCGGGAUUUGGGGAUGGAUUACUUUGUGAUUGGAGAGUCAUUUGAAACAUCGGUGCCUUGGGACAGGGUCCUGGAUCUGUGUAGGAAUGUGAAAGAGCGAAUUUUAAAGGAGUGCAACGCUAAAGGAGUGCAGUUUCCACCUUUCUCCACAUGCAGAGUGACACAGACAUAUGACACGGGUGCCUGUGUUUAUUUCUACUUUGCUUUCAACUACAGAGGUCUGAGUGACCCCGUGCAUGUGUAUGAGCAAGUAGAGCGUGCUGCCAGAGAGGAAAUCCUGGCCAACGGAGGAAGCCUGUCACAUCAUCAUGGAGUUGGGAAAAUUCGGAAGCAGUGGAUGAAGGAAACCAUUUCCGACGUCGGCGUGGGAAUGCUGAAGUCUGUGAAGGAGUACAUUGACCCAAACAACAUUUUUGGAAAUCGAAAUCUCCUCUGAUUGACUAACACUUUUACACUAAAUUAAACUGCAUUUGUUCUUCUAACAGCCUCUCGAGAGAAAUAAUCAUUCUUGCUUAUGCCUUUGGUCAUUACUCUGAAUGAAAUCUGUG
Messenger RNA from Chanos chanos (milkfish), 2022 nucleotides. It is a transcript of the gene agps, whose product is annotated as alkylglycerone phosphate synthase. Gene Ontology annotation, molecular function: alkylglycerone-phosphate synthase activity; FAD binding. Gene Ontology annotation, biological process: lipid biosynthetic process. The transcript is spliced from 20 exons. Gene Ontology annotation, cellular component: peroxisome. The record is from RefSeq and is a predicted model, not a curated record. The coding region runs from base 15 to 1910 and encodes 631 amino acids. Lineage: Eukaryota; Metazoa; Chordata; Actinopteri; Gonorynchiformes; Chanidae.